Molecule: messenger RNA, 846 nt
Organism: Cladophialophora psammophila CBS 110553
Lineage: Eukaryota; Fungi; Ascomycota; Eurotiomycetes; Chaetothyriales; Herpotrichiellaceae
Exons: 3
Coding region: 1-846 (281 amino acids)
Source: RefSeq, a predicted model, not a curated record
AUGCAAGUACCGCUCGACUGGUCAGAGCCCGGCGGUGCCAAGAUCAGCCUCUUCAUGACCAAGAUCAAAUCCACCUCGACGACCAACGGUUCAGGGAACAAGAUCGGCAGUCUGCUUUGGAACCCAGGUGGGCCCGGAGUCACAGCCAGUAUAACAUGUCAAUUGAUCGCGACGGGCCAGAUCGAGUACUUCAGCCCUGCCCUGUAUGAGCAUUUCGACAUUAUUCCGCAACUGUUUGUCGACGAUGCCGCUUCGUUCCAGAGACUGGCCGAUUGGAAUCGAGCCUUCGGCAACAGCUGCUGGCUGACCUUCGGCCUCGCACUCAAUCAAUCCCUGUCCGGCAACGCAACAUUGCUUUCCACCACCGUGCAAACCGCUGUCUCCAACGACGCCUUCUCCGGCAUUGUCAUCGGCUGCCUCGAUUGGACGGCCAAGAAUGCUCUCUUUCCUGAGCACCAGGCGCUGCAGCAGCUCGGCUCCGUCGUGGCACCCCAUACUCUGGGUGCGAAUCAAUUCUUCCAGCACAGUAGCUGGUGCAUCAACUGGCCGGUGCCGAUCGCAAACCCGCCGCAUUGGCUGAACGCCGCGCAGGUGACAAAGUUGCCGCCCGACUCGGUCCUGCUUGUCAACGCAGAGUUCGAUCCGGAAACCUGGUAUAUGUGGGCGCAGGGUCUGAAAGAUCAGCUGACGACUUCUGCCGCAAACGGUGAUAGUAAAGCGGUGGUAUUGAUGAGAAAAGGCGAUGGACACACCAGCUACGCCAUACAGGGCCAAGCCGCAAGGAUCAUGGACGCGUUUUGGGUGAAUAGAACCGUGCCAGGGAAUGGAACUGUGGUUGAUUCGUAA